AGGCGCUGCUCCCCCCCCACCCCAGACCACACUGUCCUUGCAGUCCUCACAUUCCAGACGUCUCAGCGCUUUCACAGCCCAGAGAUAAUAUUCACGACGAGCAGACGUUUGCGUCAGUGUCAGAUAGAUCUCAAUGCCACCCUGCCCCAGGGGGAGCACAGCGGGCAGACAGGCUGGGCAGGCAGGCUGAAGCCCACGGCAGAGCCCCUCAAGCCACCGGCCUGCUGCACGCCCCACGGUCAUGCUGCUCCUCCUGCACCUGCUGCCUGCCAUGCUGCCCACCGCUGCCCUGGCCAGCUGCACCGGGGCGGGUGCCGACAGGCAGCUCAUCCUGGCCAAGGUGCGGGCUCGAGUGCUGGAGCACCUGAGCCCCCCGCUUCUUCAGGAGGAGCCCCAGAUGGAAGCAAGGAGGGUAUACCGGAGAGACAUCCUUGAAGACAGUGAAGUUGAGCCAGAGGAGCUGGAGGACACCUCCCAGGUGAUCUUAUUCCCUUCCACAGAUGUGCCCUGUGAGCCCACACAGCCGGACAAGUUGCUGGAGGAAGAAGGGAUUUUCAGCUAUCUCUUCCAGCCCUCAGAACACACCCUGAGCCGCAUGGUGACUUCUGCCCAGCUCUGGUUUUACACUGGUCCCUCAGCCACCCCGAACCACUCAGCCCCUGACGUGCUGGCCCUGUCACCACAGGGCCGGGUGCCGGUGACAGCCAUGGCAGAGCAGACACCCGAGCACUGGACAGUGUUUCACUUGGCCCCGAUGCUGCUGCCCCAGCUCUCGCAGCCACUCUUCAUGCUCCUGGUGCGCUGCCCUGGCUGCCCCUGCCUCGCCGAGGGGGACAAGAUGCCCUUCUUGGUGGCCACCACUCGGGCUAAGGGCAGUGAGAGGGCUCGUCGCUCCACUGUGCCCUGGUCCCCAGCUGCACUGAGCCUGCUGCAGCGCCCAUCUGAGGACUUGGCCGCCCACACCAACUGCCGCCGAGCUUCCCUCAACAUCUCCUUCGAGGAACUGGGUUGGGACAAGUGGAUCGUGCAUCCCAGCAGCUUCGUUUUCCACUACUGCCAUGGGAGCUGUGCCGCGGGCCACGGGCUGAGCCACCGGCUGGGCGUGCAGCUCUGCUGCGCUGCCCUGCCCGGCACCAUGCGCUCCCUGCGCGUCCGCACCACGUCCGACGGCGGGUACUCCUUCAAGUAUGAGACAGUGCCCAACAUCCUGGCCCAGGACUGUACCUGUGUCUAGAGCAUCCCACAGCCCAGCCCCAGACUGUGAUCCCACUGAGGAAGAGUUGCUUUCCCAGUGGGACCUUGGCCCCACACUGCAGGGACCAAAGGGACCUGGAGGAGCAUUUUGGGCUGUGCCACCCUUCCCUGCACAAGCCAGAGUUUUGGGCUACCCCAGGUACCAUCACACUGCCAGACCUGCCCUAGGGCAAGUCCAUGCCCAUUGGGACAUGGCAGGGCAGGGCUAGGCACAGCCUCUGGCCAAGGCACCAUUGCCCUGCCAAAGCCAGGCUGCUGUCUGCAACCAGAUUAGCCCCCAUCUCUCUCUACCUGCUCCCCUCCCUCAAUUCUGCCCCUCCCCAAAGACUGGGAUCCCUCUUCUGCUGCAGAACUCAACAGCCUCCCCAUGCUCCAGGCAGGGCCAGACUGCUGCAACAGGAUCAGAAUGUGCUUGGGCAAGCCCUUGACGGGACCUCACACUGGCAGGGCUAGUGGCAUGCAUGGCACUGCAAGUGAGCCCUCUCCCGGCGGCACAGCUUGUUGGAAAGUUUUACAGAAUGAGUGAAAUAAACCUGUUCCCUUUACUAAAGCA
Messenger RNA from Empidonax traillii (willow flycatcher), 1807 nucleotides. It is a transcript of the gene INHA, whose product is annotated as inhibin subunit alpha. NCBI's taxonomy places the organism in Eukaryota, Metazoa, Chordata, Aves, Passeriformes, Tyrannidae. Bases 242 to 1234 code for a protein of 330 amino acids. Gene Ontology annotation, cellular component: extracellular region. The transcript is spliced from 2 exons. Gene Ontology annotation, molecular function: growth factor activity; cytokine activity. The record is from RefSeq and is a predicted model, not a curated record. Gene Ontology annotation, biological process: SMAD protein signal transduction.